Bolinopsis microptera is the source of this 4267-nucleotide messenger RNA. RefSeq names its product epidermal growth factor receptor substrate 15-like 1. Bases 16 to 3777 code for a protein of 1253 amino acids. Gene Ontology annotation, biological process: endosomal transport; clathrin-dependent synaptic vesicle endocytosis. The transcript is spliced from 15 exons. The record is from RefSeq and is a predicted model, not a curated record. Lineage: Eukaryota; Metazoa; Ctenophora; Tentaculata; Lobata; Bolinopsidae. Gene Ontology annotation, molecular function: calcium ion binding; protein binding; molecular adaptor activity. Gene Ontology annotation, cellular component: cytoplasm; intracellular vesicle; presynaptic membrane.
AGAUAGCUAUGCUAAAUGGGCUCAUUUGUAGACAACGCUGCCGUGUACUUCUUCGAGCAAUUGGAUCCUGACAAGACGGGACGAAUACUGGCUGUUGAUGCCGCUACUUUCCUCAGAUCUUCAGGGAUAGCGACGAGUGAUUUGGCCCUAAUAUGGGACCUGUCGGACAGAAACAAAGUAGGAGCUCUGGACCUGUUGGGCCUGUCAACUGCUAUUAAACUUGUGGCGUUAGUCCAGAACGGAAUACAGCCCACUGCUGAGAAUCUAAAAAUGAAUGUGCCAGCGGCAAAGUUUUCUGGAUACCCCUCCUUCCCGAGCAGUAGUCCCGGUACCCCUGACCGAGUGGGGACACCGCCCUCCCGCCCCUCUCGUCCUACUCUCCCUGCGAGGACGGGAAUUGAGCACAAGCAGAAGCCGGUUCGACCCUCCAACACUCCGCCUCAAAAACGGUCCAGCGUCCUUGAAAUGGACUUGAGUAGUCUGAUUGAGGUACCCAGCGGAUCUGUUCCAUCUUCCAUACGCAGUGGAGCGAACUCAAUCUAUCAUAGCCUGAUGAUAGUACCACGUGACCAGAAUACAGCCAAUCAGAGCCCAUUAAUUGUUCCACGAGAUACUAAACCAGUACCACGUGACACGAAUAAGAGCAGUGUAGUCGAGCCUUCCAGGGAUCCUCUCAUUAUGCGGUCUUACUUAGAUAAAAGUGGUGAGUCGUGGGUGGUGAGCCCCCAGUCACGUGCUCAGUAUGAGAGCAUAUUCCACAGCCUCAACCCCACCAACGGCAAGCUAUCAGGAGGGAAAGUGAAGCCUAUUCUGCAGAAAUCAGGUCUACACGUGGGCUUGUUAGGACAAAUCUGGGAACUGAGUGACGUAGACAGGGACGGUCACCUGGACAUGGAGGAGUUCAGUCUGGCAAUGUUCCUUUUGAACAAGGCACGGCAAGGUGAGAAGACCCCCACCUCUCUUCCCACCAACUACAUACCUCCCUGCCACCGUGUGGUUUAUACCAAGGUACAGAAAGUCAACUGGCUGGUCCCUAACCCUAUACGCAGAGUUGCUGCCGAUGAGUUUACUGUGGCUGACACACGCGGAUUAGGAGUGCUGACAGGAGCAGAUUUGCGGCCCUUGCUGGUCAGCAAAGGAGUUCCAAUGCUGGGUCUUGCUAAGAUCUGGGCACUGUGUGAUAUCACCAGCACCGGCAAACUAAACCAGGAACAAUACGCACUGGCCCUUCAUCUCAUCGAUCUUCACAAGAAAGGAACGCUACCUGAAGUGCUACCUAUUGAAUUAGUGCCCCCAACACUGCGAGCUGGGGGCGCAGGGGCUGGAACCCCGGCAACGUCAGCAGCAGCAGCAGCAGCAGUACCUGCCCCAGCAGCUGUUGGGGGAGCGGGGGUGUUGGGGUCCCCUCACCUACCCCCACGUGGUACUGCAACACUCCCCGCUAAGCAACCUCCUCCUCGUUUCAUCCAUGAUAAGACAGCAACAUUAGCACAAAGUUACACGCGUUCAGUUCCGAUCGCCGCCUCCACACCCAGUGUGCCGACACCCGCAACCAAAAACACUAGCACAGUCCUGUUGGCCGGUACUCGCAGCCCGUUCAGUGCCAGUUCCGCCAGUGUGCCCAGUACUGCUAGUAGUAUCCCUGACGAACUGGCUUCUCUUAACUUGGGCUCUGGCCUAGAUAAUGCCGACUUUUCUGUCAUUAAAGAGUUGGAUACUUACACCAAAGAAUCUGAUAGUUUAACAAAAGAAAAGAAAGACUUGCAAACAGAAAUAAAGUCAGCAGAGGAGGGUCUCAGUAUGGCAGGAGAAGAACUAAAAGACAUGAAGAAACAGCUAAGUUCUCUUGAGGAUGAAGUUGAACAGGCGAGGAAACAGAGGGAUGAAGUUCAAGCUAGGCUCGACGAAGCUGAUGCCGAAAGACGAAAGUAUGAGGAACUUAUAUCAGAGCUGCAUAAAAAAGCAUUAUAUGAGAGACAUCAGAUAGAAGGCUUACAGCAGCAGAUAGCAUCACAAGAUGCCCUCCGAAAAUCACAAGAGGAAGAACUCCAGAAAGCUAGAGAUGAGUUGCAAAAGCUGAGGCAAGAAGAAUCUCACUACCUUCAUUUGGUUGAAAGUGGGAAGAGGCAGCUCGACACAUUGAUAGCAAAUUUGAAGAUAGUUCAAAGCGAUACGAAUGUGACUCAAUCAAAGUUGGUGCAAAUCGAAGCAGCCCACCGAACGAUCGACAAAGCCUUGGCGGAAUUGGCGCCCUUUGGUAGACGAUAUGCUGGAUCUGAAGGAAAACCAUCAAUUCUCACCAAUAUUCACGAAGUGACCCAGCUGAGGCGUCAAGAACAAGACGUGACCCAGAUGUCAGACAUUACCCGGGCAACUGCUGGUAGUUCCCCGGUAUCCAGUAUGAGCGGGUUCAGUGUCGACAGUUAUAUGGAAACACACUACGAAGCCAAGACCGAACAAACGGUUCAGAACUCUAAUCCGUUUGGCCCACCUUCAAGUGAUCCCUUUCAAGCAGACGUGGACCCAUUCGGUGGAACAGAUCCUUUUAAAACGAAGCCGAGUGUGGGAUCGAGUAAAGAAAGUGAAAGUAGCGGAGUGAAUGAGGAACCCCAGGUACAGUCAGGGACCAACACGCCUCAAAUGAACAGACGAAAAAAGCAAAGUUCUGAGAGUGCAACUCUAAAAACUGAGGAAGAAAAAGACAGCACAUUUCCUGCCGGUGGAACUUCUAAUCCGUUCGAGAGUGGUGCAGAUCCAUUCAAAUCAAGCGAGUUUGAGCAAAAUCCAUUCGAAGGUAACCCUUUUCAAGAGGGGUCUGCGGAUAUUUUCGGAGCAGCUCCUAGUGAAGAUCCCUUUGGCAGUAAAAUGGAUCCGUCAGAAGACCCAUUUGCAACCCCUUCGACAGGAGAUCCUUUUGGGAAUUCUGGUAAUCAGGAUCCUUUUGGUGCUCACACAUUCGAUGAUCUCGACGAUCCUUUUAAAGAGAAAAACCUCUUUGCUUCUGAAGUUGACGCAUUUAAUACAAAUGAUCCGUUUGCAAAUACUCCUGACCCCUUUGCCGGGUCAACUGAUUUGUUCAAAGGUUCCAAUACAUCCUUGGCGUCGCGGGGAACGCGUGGUUCCAAAAACUCACUGAAUAAUUUUAAGAAUUUUGGAUCCAAAAACUCCCUUCAAGGGUCCAAAACGUCGCUGAAUGAAUCCAAUACUGCUGAUUCAUCACCUAAACUUCAAGUCAAAUCAGCGGACGAAGGAACACCCGAGGAGAAUCCAUCAACUGAAGUGACCAAGGCACCCCCUACAGAUGGUGCUUUCAACGACCAAUCUUCGAAAUCGGAUGAUCAAUUUGAGACCCCUGAUGAUACCCCCGACCCGUUUCCUGCUGGUGGUAAGGACCCCUUCUCCACUCCUAACAGCGAUCCUUUUACCAACUCUAAUACUGCUGCAGAUCCAUUUAAGAGCUCCGGGUUUGGAUCUGAUCCAUUCGCUACAACAAAUGGUCCAGAAAAUGACCCAUUUUCUUCAGCUAAUGCAGAUCCAUUCGGUAAUUCUUCUGACGAUCCUUUUAGGUCGGGUGGAGAUGCAAAUGAUCCGUUUGGAACAUCAUCUACGAACCAAUUUACGGCCAAAUUUGAUGACAACGAUCCUUUUGCAAGCUCGACCGCGGCAGACCCUUUCUCUGUCAACCAAAAAACAGGCGAUCCAUUUGACCCGUUUGCAGGGAAUGGAAGUGUUGAUCCACCUGACAGUCAGAGUGGCUUUACAGCUACUUUCUCCUAGUGACCUUAUCUACUUGUUUAUUUUAACCAUGUUAACAUUGACCACAUUUUGUAGAUUGUUUCUGUUUCAUGUGUUUAACUUCUAUCUAUUCAAAAAGGAGUCCAGUCUUUUUUUAACAUUUUACACUUCUGUUGUUGAUAUACAUAUGAUUGAGAAUGAAGCAUAGCAAAACUUUUUGAGUCGAAGAUGCCAAUCGCAACAUCGUAUUAAUUGGACCACUUCAACUUAUUGUCUAAUAUGAAACAAAUCUCUGAUGUUGAAAAGAUUUUGGAUUUUGGUAAUACAAAAACGGUUUAUGAUAGACUGGGACUGUCUUUUGGGAAUUUUAUACUUAAUUUGUGAAACUUCUCGUUUCUAUCAGGUUAGAAAUAACAUUAUUGAUAUAACGAUAACAUUUCAAUUCGAUGUUAUAGGAAAUAGGAAUUAUUGUUUUUAAUUGACGAUUUUUCAUGUUAUGCGUUCAAGUUUGACCGUUGAUAUUUUUAUAAAA